Medioppia subpectinata is the source of this 1300-nucleotide messenger RNA. The record is from the annotation of a GenBank genome assembly. NCBI's taxonomy places the organism in Eukaryota, Metazoa, Arthropoda, Arachnida, Sarcoptiformes, Oppiidae.
UAAGAAGAAAAUGAGUUAAAAUGUAGUCCCAAAACACCUACAGAUCUACAGAACCACUCGAUUCAUCCAAACGGAACGGAACGUAAUCCGGAAUCGACUCAAUACUCAGUCACUCUUUUUUUCGUUAAAAAAUAACUUUUAAGAAAAAUAUAUAUAUUUUGUUUGCUUUUGACUUAAAAAGUUUGUUCCCAACUGUUUGGCUAUAAUAGAGUACAUACGACACGAAAACAAUCUACGAACCAAUUACUCCGCGGCCUUCAAGUCAACUGUCAAACCGAUCGACGUAUAGCAGUGCCAGUGGUUUGUCUUCGCUGUAUUCAUCCGGAUAUUAUCCACCGAACAGUCGCUCUCGAUCUGCUGUUUCAGCCAAUCCUUUGAGCAGAACUACAAUCGGAAAGGAGGCCGAAGUCGACCAUUUGACUGAUUUAUUAGUCAAAAGUAUGGAGAACUCUUCAGAUCCUGACUUUUUUGGUAUGUGCCAUAAAUGUGGAGAAAAAGUUUUGGGCGAAGGCAGUGGCUGUACGGCAAUGGAAAAAGUAUAUCACAUUCAGUGCUUCACAUGUCAUAUCUGUCACACUGAAUUGAGAGGCAAACCAUUCUAUGCAAUGGACGGAAAGCCUUAUUGCGAAGAAGACUAUUUGAAUACGUUAGAGAAGUGUUGUGUUUGCGAGAAACCAAUUCUGGAUCGUAUACUUCGCGCCACUGGGAAGCCAUACCAUCCAAACUGCUUCAUGUGUGUUGUUUGUGGCAAAUGUUUAGAUGGGGUCCCAUUCACUGUCGACGCGACGAAUCAAAUUCAUUGUAUCGACGAUUUCCAUAAAAAGUUUGCUCCGCGUUGUUGUGUUUGCAAAGAACCCAUUGUUCCCGAAUCGGGAAAGACUGAAACGGUUAGAGUGGUUGCGUUGGACCGCAGUUUUCACGUCAACUGUUAUAAAUGUGAAGAUUGCGAUUUGUUGUUGUCAUCGGAAGCUGAAGGUCGCGGAUGUUUCCCACUCGACGACCACAUCCUAUGCCGAAGUUGUAACGCGAAGAGAGUUCAAGAGAUAACAGCGCCAUAAAUGGACACCAAUAUCAAUGUCUAUUCACAACAAUAGCAAUGGCGACGAAAACUUAAUAUUUAGUGAUUGACUUAAAUCAUGGCUUUGUUUUCAGAAGUUUGCAAAAACAUUCAUAUUAUAUAAUUGAGUGCUUCGUAUGUCAACAAUAUAUGCAAUAUUUGUCACAUAAUUAUCUCAUAAAACGCACUGCAGUUUUAAAUCACUAUUGAAUUCAUAAUGAUUUGAAUUACAGUUUUACCCGU